AUGGAGAGGAAUCAAGGCAAAAAAUUUCAAGAUUACUUGGGCCAGACAAAUGAAGCACUAGCGAUAAUAUUAUUUUCAGGAAAUAUAGAAAAUAAAGCUAAAGAAGAUAUUUUGAAUAGAGAAAUAAUAGAAAAGCAGGUACCAAUUGAUGAUUUUAUAAGUUUUUUAAAACAAAAAGAAAUUAGCUCAAUUGAAAAUGCAAACCAACUUCAAGUUCUUAUAGAAGAAUAUCGAAAUAAGGGAUUAGAAAGUCCUCCAAAAAAUUGUUCUAUAGAAGAAACUUCAAAAUCCGAAAAUCCUCAACAACUAGAACAAAGCAGUAGUUUAGAUGAUUAUAGCUCAGUAGAUUCAUCACCUCGCAAGCUUGAGCUAUUAUCUGAAGUUUAUACAGUCUCAGCCCAAAAUCUCCCAGAAAAUGAAAUAUCACUCCAAGAUCUACAGAUCUCUAUUUCUGACUUCCCCGCCAUGAAUGAACCAAAUUUUUUACUCACAUAUGAAAUGUGUCUAAUUUUUGUCCAAAUAUUUAUUAAUUUAAUUUAUAAAUUUAGGUUUUAGAAUGAAAUUUAAUAUAUUUUACUAUAAUAUUAUCACCUAUAUGAUAAAUAAUUUUAUUUUUGUAAAAACUUUUUUGAUCAUUCGCAGAACGGGAAGUAAGUAAUUUUAAGACAGCUCGCAAACCGAUUCCAAAUUAUAUACAUUGACAACUCUGCCAUUUGAAUGGGUUGUUCAACGAAAAAUUGAAGACUUUGGGUGGCUCAUAAGAAGACUUACUUCAUCAUUCCCUGGCUCUUUUAUACCUCCACCUUUACCCAAAAACAUCGGCAAAAAUAAAGAAGAUUCUUUAUAUAAAAUCAUUACAUUUCUUCAAAGAUUUAUUAAUGACGUUAUUUCUCAUCCGCUUUUAAAGCGAUCACCAAUUGUUAUGGGCUUUUUGAAAGAAGAUGAUAACGAAAAAUACAAAUUAUUUAAAAAACAAAUAAAAAAGCUUAAGAGUCCAGAAAAAGUCAAGCUGAUGUACUCAACAGGUAGUGAUGUGUCCUGUGACUCCUCAACAAAUAAUGAAUUUUGCAAGCACUUGUCUGAAUAUAUUCGCAAUGCAGAAUUGAUACAAAAAAGUAUUAAAAAGGUGUCAGAGCAGCUUGAAAAUCAACUUGGUGAAGUUGUGUCUACAGUUGGAAAAUUGUCUCAUUAUAUCAAAGAAUUGUUGCUAAUUCAAGAAACUUUGCCGAAAAAUAAAUUUCAAUGUGAAGUUUAUGAUUCAGUUAUUCAUACACUUGAAGUAUGGCAAAAUGUCGACUUGGAGCGCAUAAAAUCAAUAAAAGAUCAUUUCAAUACUUUUUUCAAAUAUUCUUACUGUGAAAUUCUCCCAUUAAAAAACCUUAUAAAAGAAAGAGAUAAUUGGUUAGCUAAAUACAUUCCAAAAGAAAAAAAAAUAAAAGAAAAAAAGGAGAAGCUUUGGGAGCAAGGAGAUGUUAUGAAAUGGUGGGACAGCUCACAAGAAGUAUAUAUUGAUGUCGAAAAAUUAAAGAAUGAUAAAGAUUUAGCUUUUUCUAAAAUGCUUAGCAAAGAAACAAAAAGUGUCGAAAAAACGAAAAACAUGUAUGGAUUUUUUAAUUCUAAAUUACAAAAUGAAACGGCGUGGUUUUUGAGAAAUGUUACAAUAAAAAGCUGUCAGAAUUUUAAAGAAUAUGCAAAUCAUGAAAUAGUAGCUGCUUCAAGGACAAAGCAAGAAUGGGAAGAGUUGAUUGAGAAAUUGGAUAAAUUAGAGUGUGAAGUUAAAGCUGAGUAG
This is a messenger RNA of Blepharisma stoltei, 1789 nucleotides long. Lineage: Eukaryota; Ciliophora; Heterotrichea; Heterotrichida; Blepharismidae. The record is from the annotation of a GenBank genome assembly.